AUGAGGCAUGUCACUGUACCAACCACAUUACAUCCUGAAAUAGAUCCAUCCAAUCAAGUCAAUUUAGGGGAGAGGGCUGGUGAUCAGCAACAUGACCAAGUCUAUUCAGGGGAGAGGGCUGGUGAUCAGCAACAUGACCAAGUCUAUUUAGGGGAGAGGGCUGGUGAUCAGCAACAUGACCAAGUCUAUUCAGGGGAGAGGGCUGGUGAUCAGCAACAUGACCAAGUCUAUUCAGGGGAGAGGGCUGGUGAUCAGCAACAUGACCAAGUCAAUUCAGGGGAGAGGGCUGGUGAUCAGCAACAUGACCAAGUCUAUUUAGGGGAGAGGGCUGGUGAUCAGCAACAUGACCAAGUCUAUUCAGGGGAGAGGGCUGGUGAUCAGCAACAUGACCAAGUCUAUUCAGGGGAGAGGGCUGGUGAUCAGCAACAUGACCAAGUCUAUUCAGGGGAGAGGGCUGGUGAUCAGCAACAUAACCAAGUCUAUUCAGGGGAGAGGGCUGGUGAUCAGCAACAUGACCAAGUCUAUUCAGGGGAGAGGGCUGGUGAUCAGCAACAUGACCAAGUCAAUUCAGGGGAGAGGGCUGGUGAUCAGCAACAUGACCAAGUCUAUUCAGGGGAGAGGGCUGGUGAUCAGCAACAUAACCAAGUCUAUUCAGGGGAGAGGGCUGGUGAUCAGCAACAUGACCAAGUCUAA
This is a messenger RNA of Biomphalaria glabrata, 693 nucleotides long. RefSeq names its product zinc finger protein 570-like. NCBI's taxonomy places the organism in Eukaryota, Metazoa, Mollusca, Gastropoda, Planorbidae. The record is from RefSeq and is a predicted model, not a curated record. The transcript has 2 exons. The coding region runs from base 1 to 693 and encodes 230 amino acids.